Molecule: messenger RNA, 357 nt
Organism: Rotaria sp. Silwood1
Lineage: Eukaryota; Metazoa; Rotifera; Eurotatoria; Philodinida; Philodinidae
Source: the annotation of a GenBank genome assembly
AUGGUAUAUUGGACUAAUUAUUAUCGUCUACAGAAGUAUGAUUCGAAUAAUUGGGUUAUGGGUACGACAAUCUUUGGCGAAAGUCAAUGUGGCAUGGGAUUGAAUGAAUUUUGUGGAUGUGCAGACAUUUUUGUUGAUCGUCAAGGUGCAAUGUACUGCUGGGAUUCUAACGCUCAACGUGUGAUCAAAAUUAUAUCAAACAAUGCUUAUGCUACUGUUGUUGCAGGUGUAACAAACACAUCAGGAUCACAAUUGAACCAAUUGAGUGAUCCUCGAGGAAUAUUUGUCGAUGCGAACUAUACUUUAUAUGUUGCAGAUGUGGGUAAUAGGUAUGGUAUUUUAAUGGAUAUUGUUUAG